Molecule: messenger RNA, 655 nt
Organism: Plasmodium gaboni
Lineage: Eukaryota; Apicomplexa; Aconoidasida; Haemosporida; Plasmodiidae
Product: putative EMP1-like protein
Exons: 1
Cellular component (GO): membrane
Molecular function (GO): host cell surface receptor binding
Source: RefSeq, a predicted model, not a curated record
GAAGAUAUCUGGAAAGCUAUGACUUGUGUUGCACCAAAAGAUGCAAAAUUUCAAAAAAAAAACGACCAAAAUGGAAAUACAAUAUCGUCAGAACAUGAAAAAUGUGGAUAUAAUAAAACCACUCCUGUUGAUGACUAUAUCCCUCAACCUUUUCGUUGGUUAACAGAAUGGAGCGAAAUUUUCUGUAAAGCAAAAACAAAAAAACUGGAAAAACUACAGACGUCAUGUAAUGAAUGUACAAUUAAUGGCACAUCAUGUAAGGAUGAUGAUGAUGGAUCCAUAUGUGAAGAAUGUAAAGAAAAAUGUACAUCUUUUGGUAAGUUUGUUAAAGAAUGGCAAGAACAGUUCGCUAAACAAUCCAAAACAUAUAACGAAUUGUAUAACAAAGCAAAUAAUAACAGUGUUAGUACUGCGAACACUGUUUCGGUCACACCUGGAGGUAGACGUAACCCUAGAACUCUUGAAGACGAUGAUAAUAAACAUGUAGACAAUUUUUUAAAAAACGUUAAAGACAAAUGCGGUGAUGACAAGGCCAAAACGGCCGAACAGUAUCUGUAUAAAGCAAAUAAUUGCGUACAAUACAAAUUUACCCAAACUAAUGGUGUUGCUAAUAAUGAUGAUGAGACUUAUGCUUUUAACGAAAAACCUCCAAAUG